AUGUUUAAAUUAUCUUCUAAACUUUUAAAGAGCCGCAACAUAUUUCGCCAUUUACAAAAAAGAACAGCUGGAAAAGUUGAAGAUAAAGAUGUAAAUAUUUUUAUUAACGGAAAACCGGUAAAAGUACCAAAAUACUUUACAGUUCUGCAAGCUUUGAGAAGAGAAGGUGUCACGAUACCUUCGUUUUGCUACCAUGAACGACUCUCUAUCGCAGGGAAUUGCAGAAUGUGCCUUGUGCAGGUAGAGGGAAUGUUUAAACUUCAAGUGGCUUGUGGCGUACCAGUGAUGAAGGAUAUGAAAAUUAACACAAUUUCUCCUUUAACCCUGACUGCACAAGAAAGCGUCCUUGAAUUUCUUUUGAUAAACCAUCCCCUUGAUUGCCCCAUUUGUGACCAAGGUGGCGAAUGUGAUCUUCAAGACUUAUCUAUGAGAUUUGGAAACGAUCGUUCAAGAUUUACAGAUGUUCAUUUCAUGGGCAAAAGGGCAGUAGAGGAUAAGAACUUAGGGCCUCUCAUUCGAGCUGAAAUGACUCGCUGUAUUCAUUGCACCAGGUGUAUUAGAUUCGGUUCACAAGUAUGUGGUAUGGAUGUCUUGGGAACUGCUGGUCGUGGCACUGAUAUGCUUGUAGGAACUUAUGUUGAUAAGAUGUUUCUUUCAGAAUUAUCAGGAAACAUAAUAGACUUGUGCCCUGUGGGAGCAUUAACUGCAAUCCCGUACAUGUUCAAAGCCAGGCCUUGGGAAGUAAUAAGAACUAAUUCAAUAGAUGUUACUGACGCAACUGGAACAAAUAUAGUAUUGAACUAUCGCUUCAAUAGGUUACUUAGAGUUCUACCACGAGAACACGCAGAAAUAAAUCAAGAAUGGUUAUCAGAUAAAGGUCGUUGGGCUAUAGACUCCUUAGAAAUGCAAAGACUUGUCACCCCCAUGCAUAGAUUUCAGGGUUGCCUAUGCACGACUGAGUGGGAUACCUUGUUGCGAAUGAUUGGAAAAAUGAUAAGGUGCACGGAGCCAGAUAAAGUCAUGGCUAUUGCUGGUCCUCACACCAAUGUAGAGACUUUAGUAACCUGCAAAGAUUUUUUGAAUAUGCUGGGGUCUGAGCACACGUACAUCGAACGGGGAUUGUAUCACUCGAUUUCGAACUUUGACUUGCGUGUUGGAUAUUCAUUGAAUAUUAAAAUGAGUGAAAUAGCCACCGCUGAUAAAAUUUUGUUAAUAGGAACGAACCCGCGCUUUGAAGCCCCUGUACUAAACGCAAGGAUUCGUCAGGCGUACAUGUUUAACGAAUGUGAUAUUUACGUUGUUGGACCCAAAUGUGAUUACAACUAUCACGUGAAUUAUUUGGGUGAAGAUGUUAAGUCCAUAUCAAAAGCUGUAGAAGGAAUGAAAGGCGCCAAAAAACCGUUAAUAUUUAUUGGCGUGGCGCAACUAGAAACUGAACACGCUGGCAUAAUAUUGAAGCUAGCGUCAGAUUUGGCAGGUACUUUCGGUAAAGUUUGUUGCGAUUGGAAUGUCAUUAACUUUAUUCCUAGGGAAGCAAGUUUCGCAGGCGCUUUGGAAGCAGGAUGGAAGUCCGGUGGUUUAGAAGCCGUACAGACCUGUCCACCGCAGGUGCUCAUUUCUCUGGGAGCUGAUGAGAUAUUUUAUGACUGGACGCCACCAAAGAACUGCAUCGUGAUUUACAUCGGUUUUCAAGGAGAUCGUGGCGCAGAAGUUGCUCAGGCUAUUUUGCCAGGGAGCGCGUACACUGAGGCUGGUGGUGUGUUUAUGAAUAUGGAGGGCCGAUCUCAGUUUGCGCUGCCUGCACUCACUCCGCCUGGGAAGGCUCGUCAUGAUUGGAAGAUAGUGCGCGCGCUGGCUGAAUACAGUGGAGUUUGUCUGUAUUAUUGUGACCAGAGUUCACUCUGCUGUCGACUAGCGGAGAUAAGCCCCAACUUCACAAAUUUGGGUCCAUACCAAGAGAAAGUGUUCGCAAACUUGCUUCCUCAUUUAGUAACCAGCACCAAAGAGACCGGAGGCCCCUUGAAAGUUGACAUGAAGACCAUUAGGGAUUAUUAUUGCUCCGAUGUCUUUAGUUACAACUCACCGACAAUGAUAAAUGCUCAGAAAGCAGCUAAUAAAUUCGCUGAGUCAUCUUAUGCCGCGAUGUAA
Messenger RNA from Ostrinia furnacalis (Asian corn borer), 2148 nucleotides. RefSeq names its product NADH-ubiquinone oxidoreductase 75 kDa subunit, mitochondrial. The coding region runs from base 1 to 2148 and encodes 715 amino acids. NCBI's taxonomy places the organism in Eukaryota, Metazoa, Arthropoda, Insecta, Lepidoptera, Crambidae. The transcript has a single exon. Gene Ontology annotation, cellular component: membrane. Gene Ontology annotation, molecular function: iron-sulfur cluster binding; NADH dehydrogenase (ubiquinone) activity. Gene Ontology annotation, biological process: ATP synthesis coupled electron transport. The record is from RefSeq and is a predicted model, not a curated record.